This is a messenger RNA of Dipodomys spectabilis (banner-tailed kangaroo rat), 2623 nucleotides long. Its product is annotated as melanoma-associated antigen D4-like. The record is from RefSeq and is a predicted model, not a curated record. Lineage: Eukaryota; Metazoa; Chordata; Mammalia; Rodentia; Heteromyidae. Gene Ontology annotation, biological process: negative regulation of transcription by RNA polymerase II. The transcript has 13 exons. Gene Ontology annotation, cellular component: nucleus. Bases 215 to 2425 code for a protein of 736 amino acids.
AUUCGCGAAGCCUAGGGGCGGGGUGGUCGGAGCUGCUGUGCUGGCAGCUGCAGUGUGCGAGGGCGCAGCUGCCUGGUUCCUGGCGCUGAGGCGGGACGCCAUUGGAGGCCCCAGAGAAGGAGAGAUCCCGCCUGCCACUGCAUCCACCCCUCCCCCCUGCAGCUGCCUCACCUUCCUUCACAGGCUGAGCUGACUCCUCCUUGGGACCCACAGCAUGGCUGAGGGAAGCUACAGAGUGCAGCCAGGAAACUCCAGUGUGGAAGACAUGGAUGAGGGUGGCAGCCAAGUCAGGGAGGAAGAGAUGGUUGGGGGAAAUGAGUAUGAAGAAUUUGGUGCUUUUGGUGGCUAUGGCACCCUCACCAGUUUUGACAUCCACCUCCUCAGAGCCUUUGAUACCUUGGGUUCAGGUCUUCACAUCUUAUCGAAUGAACCUUGGGAACUGGAGAACCCUGUACUGGCUCAGACCCUGGUGGAGGCAUUGCAGCUGGAUCCAGACACCCUCGCCAAUGAGACAGAGGCCAGAGCGGCCAACAUAGCCCGCUCUGCUGCCUCCAACCGAGCCUCUCGGGCUGCUGCAGCUGCCGCCCGCAGGGCAUUCACUCAGGUGGUCGCUAAUCACUUGGUGACCCCGCCUCAGACCCCAGGGGUGGAUGCUCAGCCCAGGACACAUGCUGAGGCUCAGCAGGCCACCCCUGAGACAACCCUUGCUUCUCCACAGACCCCCCUGGUGUUAGUUAACAGUGAGGUGGCUCGGGCAACCUCCACACAGUCCCCUGCAGCCUCCCUGGCCCAGGAGGUUGCUGUCGAGGGCCCUAGUACUGCUUGUGCUUUCUCUCAGGCUCCAAGUGCCAGGGAGAUGGAUGUUACCCCGCCCCAGACAGCCUUCUUGGACAAGAAGGAUGUCUUUGAUUUCACUCAGCCAGCAGGUGUCAGUGGCAUGGCCUUCCCAUACCCCAAGAGACCAGCCUCAGUCCCAGAGGCCACCACAGGGGACUCCAGUACUGCUUCCAGUGUGCCUCUGGCCACACCUGCCAGGGAGGAGGCAGCCUUGCAGCCCAAGACUACCAGGUCUGGGAAGGCUCUGGCCAAGACUCGUUGGGUAGAGCCUCCGAAUGUCACAUCAGCAGCUGCUGCCAAGGCCAAGAUGGCUACAAGCAUCCCUGAGCCUGAGGGGGCAGCUGCCACUGCUCAGCAGGGUACUGAGCCCUGGGCCAGGAUGGGAGGCAAGAGGACAAAGAAGUCUAAGCACCUGGAUGAUGAAUACGAGAGCAGUGAGGAAGAGGAGAGAGAGCCGCCUGUGGCCCCACCAACCUGGAGAGUGUUGCAGCCCCCACUGACGGUGCAGGCUCAGUUGGCUCCUGAGCCCCCCAUGGGCUCUCGGUCCCAGAUCCCCUCAAGGCAUGUGCUGUCCUUGCCCCCUCGCAACGUGACUCUUCUGCAAGAGAGGGCAAAUAAGUUGGUAAAAUACCUGAUGAUUAAGGACUACAAGAAGAUCCCCAUUAAGCGCUCAGACAUGCUAAAGGACGUCAUCCGUGAAUAUGAUGAGCAUUUUCCUGAGAUCAUUGAACGAGCCACCUACACGCUAGAAAAGAAGUUUGGGAUCCACCUGAAGGAAAUAGACAAGGAGGAACACCUGUACAUUCUUGUGUGCACACGGGAUUCUUCUGCUCGACUCCUGGGAAAGACCAAGGACACUCCGCGGCUGAGUCUCCUCCUGGUGAUUCUGGGCAUCAUCUUCAUGAAUGGCAACCGUGCCAGCGAGGCUGUCCUCUGGGAGGCACUCCGCAAGAUGGGACUUCGUCCUGGGGUGAGGCACCCAUUCCUUGGGGAUCUGAGGAAGCUCAUCACAGAUGACUUUGUGAAGCAGAAGUACCUGGAGUACAAGAAGAUUCCUAACAGCAGCCCACCUGAGUAUGAAUUUACCUGGGGCUUGCGAGCCUGCCAUGAGACCAGCAAGAUGAGAGUCCUGAGAUUCAUUGCCCAGAACCAGAACCGAGACCCCCGGGAAUGGAAGGCUCAUUUCUUGGAGGCUGUGGAUGAUGCUUUCAAGACGAUGGACCUGGAUAUGGCUGAGGAACAUGCCAGGGCCCAGAUGAGGGCUCAGAUGAACAUCGGGAACGAAGCUCUGAUUGGGCGGUGGAGCUGGGAUGACAUCCAGGCUGAGCUGCUGACCUGGGAUGAGGAUGGGGAUUUUGGUGAUGCCUGGGCCCGCAUCCCCUUUGCUUUCUGGGCCAGGUACCAUCAGUACAUUCUGAAUACCAGCCGUGCUAACAGGAGAGCCACGUGGAGAGCUGGUGUCAGCAGCGGCACCAAUGUUGGGGCCAGUACUAGCCUCCUGGAUGGCCCUAGCACCAGCUCCACCAUCCGGACCAGAAAUGCUGCCAGAGCUGGUGCCAGCUUCUUCUCCUGGGUCCAACAGCGUUGAGAAACUGCAGCCAUUAUCCUCACCCAGCCAAACUGCCUCCUCAGACUCCCUGCCACCCGACACUCCAGGCCCUUCACCCCAUGGCUUGGAGAGACCAUAGGAGAUGAAGCUUCCCUCACUUUUCCUGCUUUCCUCGUGUGCUGUUUCUUGUGUGUUUGAGUCUUUGGUAUCAGUGUUACAUUAAAAUUGCAAAGUUAA